GGAAAGGGGCGUGGUUUCCAGCCUACCGUGCACCAAUUUAUGAAUGGCGGGAGCUGUGGACGAUCUGAAUCGACGAGCAUCACAGAUCAAGUACGUGUGGACUGUUUAGAUCGUGCACCUAAAGUACCUAUAAGUCAAACAUGGAACAGAGCUUUGGUCUGGAAGAGUGCGAAAACAUCAGCAUGAUGAACAAUGCUGGUUCCAUCACCGAGGAGGGCCCUCACCUCAGCGACUGGGAAGACACCUCCAGCUCCAUAUACACAGAGGAUAAAGAAGAUGAGGAUGGAAGAAGAUGUGAAAAUAGUGCCAUUUUGAGUAAAUACCCAGUGGAAAGCACUUUUUCUGGUGAUGGUCUCCAUAGCAAACUCAAAACACCAGUACAAUCCACUACUAAAGUGUCCUCUCAUGCUACAAAUGACUUACUAUGUACUGUGGAUAACCUAGGCGUCGUCAAGUCGAAUGAAGAUAAUGACUCUAAUAUUAACUCACAGAACUCACAAAACAAGAAUGAAUAUGGUAGCGCUGCUCCUAGUAAAUCUAUCUAUAUUGAUGAUGGAACUGACUGUGCUGAGAAACCUGUAUGUAAAGUGAAGACCAAGCCCAAGAGAUUGACAAUGGCACAACAAGCCACCAAAGAAUCACUCGCCUUAUUCGGAGGGUGUUCUCUGUCCUCCAUCCCGGUGAGGAAGAUUGAUCUGCGCACUGAAUUGGAUGCAGAAACAGUGAAAAAGAAGAGAGCACUACAGCAGGACGACGAGACUAUGGUUGGCAAGGAACCUCCUCCCAGCAAGAGGCCAAGGACCAGGCUGCAGGCUGCCAGACAGGAAACAGAGUUCACUUUUAAAGAUAUCUCAUUGUCUGACGGAAAAAGAAAUUACACUACAGUUCAGAAACUAAAAGCGAACCAAUUUCGUCGCUCUAAUAUGUCAAAGGUCAAAACCAGACAACCAACCAGAGUGGACAAGGCGAGGAUAGAAGCAAUGGAUUCAUUCGGAGGGGUCGGUUUGGAUUCCUUACCAGUAAAGGCUACCAGUAAUAGUCAGGACACCUCAGAAGCCACUAAUGGUCCUGGAAGACGGCUCACAAGAGUCGAGCGUGCACGACUAGAGACACUGGAGGCAUUCGGGGGUGGCGGUCUACAAGACGUCAUGACAACUGCUAUAAAAAGGAUUGCUUGUACUCUCAAGGAGAAAGACAAAAAUCAAGAAAAGUCUGGAAAAGAAAAAGGAGAUAAAGAGAAUUUUGGGAAAAGUUCAGAGCACGAUCCUGUAGCAGUCAAUGACAAUGAGUAACUGCAUGUACUGUACGAUUCACUAAAAUUAUUCACUCUGUUUGAUUAUGAUCCCACGUACUGUGUCUGUGUCUACAUGUAUGUGUGUGUGUGUGCGUGUGUUUUUUUUCACUUCUCAUCCAUCUGCUACUUGUCUUCCCUGCAUGUAUAUAUAAUUAUGUAUGUAUGAUAUAAUUAAGUUCAUUCUCAUAAUUAUUUGGCUGUCAACUUGUA
Molecule: messenger RNA, 1504 nt
Organism: Halichondria panicea
Lineage: Eukaryota; Metazoa; Porifera; Demospongiae; Suberitida; Halichondriidae
Exons: 5
Coding region: 141-1292 (383 amino acids)
Source: RefSeq, a predicted model, not a curated record